Molecule: messenger RNA, 9933 nt
Organism: Anolis carolinensis (green anole)
Lineage: Eukaryota; Metazoa; Chordata; Lepidosauria; Squamata; Anolidae
Gene: csrnp3
Product: cysteine and serine rich nuclear protein 3
Exons: 5
Coding region: 434-2209 (591 amino acids)
Biological process (GO): regulation of transcription by RNA polymerase II
Cellular component (GO): nucleus
Molecular function (GO): DNA-binding transcription factor activity, RNA polymerase II-specific; sequence-specific DNA binding
Source: RefSeq, a predicted model, not a curated record
AGCUUUAUCAUUUGUUGUUGUUGUUUUUGUUCCUCCUAGUAUAGAACCUUAGUUGAUAAAACACACACACACACACAACCCUUCCAUACAGAGUGAAAUCAGUAGUAUGCCCGGCUUUAUCAGACAAAACUCCCAUGUGAUCACAUAGGCAGCGUCAGAGAGACCGAAGCUGCUAAGCAAGCAGUAGGUAAUGAGUCUUUGUGCAGAGGGUAGCUCUUGUCGCUGAACAAUAAAGCAUAUGGUACCGGCAAUAAAACACAGGGCUGGGAAAUUUAAGAAGAUUUUGCUGGAAUCAGGAAGGCAGAUGACACAUCAUGCACUGACAAAAUGACAACCUACGUUGGUGCAUAAUUAUUAGGAAGAGCAAGAAAACAAAUCCCCGUAUGGAUUGGAAAAAAACAUUUGAACAGGUACAUGUGACAGCACUGCAGCUAUGAGCGGAAUUUUAAAGAGGAAGUUUGAAGAAGUUGACGGCUCUUCGCCCUGCUCUUCUGUGCGGGAAUCAGACGAUGAUGUUUCCAGCAGUGAAAGUGCUGACAGUGGUGAUAGUGUCAACCCAUCGACUUCAAAUCAUUUUACCCCCUCCUCGAUUCUGAAGAGGGAGAAACGGAAGAGGACCAAAAAUGUCCAUUUCAACUGCGUUACCGUCUACUACUUUACAAGAAGGCAAGGGUUCACGAGCGUUCCCAGUCAAGGAGGGAGUACCCUGGGCAUGUCCACCCGGCACAACAGCGUGCGUCAAUACAGCCUGGGAGAGUUUGCCAUGGAGCAAGAAAGGCUUCACCGGGAGAUGUUACGAGAGCAUCUCAGGGAGGAGAAACUGAACUCUUUAAAACUUAAGAUGACUAAAAACGGCACAGUGGAGUCGGAGGAAGCAAACACUCUGACACUGGACGACAUUUCUGAUGAUGAUAUAGAUCUCGACAACACGGAAGUUGAUGAGUACUUCUUUCUACAACCUCUGCCAACCAAAAAGCGAAGGGCGCUCCUGCGAGCAUCUGGAGUCAAGAAGAUAGAUGUGGAAGAAAAACACGAGCUGCGGGCCAUCCGUCUUUCGAGAGAAGACUGUGGCUGUGACUGUCGAGUCUUCUGUGACCCAGAAACUUGUACUUGCAGUCUUGCAGGCAUAAAAUGCCAGGUGGAUCGUAUGUCAUUCCCGUGUGGUUGCACUAAAGAAGGAUGUAGCAAUACGGCAGGCAGAAUUGAAUUUAAUCCCAUCCGUGUUCGGACUCACUUUUUGCACACUAUAAUGAAACUUGAAUUGGAGAAAAAUAGAGAGCAGCAAGUCCCUGCAUUGAAUGGAUGCCACAGCGAGAUAAGUGCUCAUAGCAGUUCAAUGGGUCCUGCAACCCACCCACUGGAAUAUUCAAUCCCAGACAACUUUGAAAUUGAAGCAGAACCUCGAGGGACUGUGAUGCACUUGCAGUCAGUUGAUGAUUUGGGAUGCCCAGGGGAGGAGGAGGAAGAAGAGGAGGAAGAUGCGAGCAGUUUUUGUAGUGGAGUCACUGAUUCCAGCACGCAGAGUUUAGCACCCAGUGAAACAGAUGAAGAUGAGGAGGAGGAGGAAGAGGAUGAAGAUGAUGAAGACGAUGAGGAGGAUGAGGAUGAAGAAGAAAAGGUGGACGACUUUGUGGAAGGGCUGGGUGCUCACGCUGAUAUGGUGCAAGCACUUCCUUCUGUCCUUUGCUAUUCUGACAGCACUGCCAUGCAUGAAAACCAUUCGAAGGCAUCCUACUACACGAAUGCUUCAUCGCUUUAUUACCAAAUAGAGAACCACAAUCCCGGCACUCCUAAUCAGAUUCAGGAGACUUACUCUGAAAGGGAUAUUGUUAAGAAUGGUAAUCUUUCUCUGGUGCCUUACAACCCAACGUCAGAACAGUUAGUUGACUAUACGCGGCAAUCAGAGGAAAAUUACGGCAGUUCACUUUAUCCAGCUUCAAAUCCAUCGGUCAUAGUAUGCUGCUCUUCUUCAGAAAGCGACAAUGCUGUUCCAUGUAGUAGUUUGUACACUGAGCAUAGGCCAAGACACUCCCAAGUGGACUUUCCAUCAUACUUGAAAAGUCCUUCACAAGAUGGAUUUGUUUCUACUCUGAAUGGUGGCGCUCACCUCCCAGAGCUUCCCACCGAGAAUUCACUUAGCCUUUCGGAAAAGAGCAGACUGCAUGAAGAGUGUAUCAAAUCACCUGUCAUGGAAACGGUACCUGUUUAAAUUAUUUUAGGACUGAAUCCCUUAUAUUCAAAUGCACUCUGUUUUAACUGGAUUCCUUGGAAUUUUCUUUUUCUUUUUUUAAAGCCGUGGAGAAAAAGGGACAGAUUCUGGUUAACUAUUUCAUUUGUUUCUUUAUUUCAAGCUAUACUGGCAUAAGCCAUUGCACAAAAAAAAGGUUAGUGUACAAAGUAAAUUGUAAAAGGGGGAAAUCAAAUGGUCUUUUGAUACAGAAUACCUAGAUUUAAAAAAUGGAACACAACAAAUUAGCAGUCUACCUGUUGAACUUUGUGAAGCGGGGCUGUCUGACUUAAGAGUUUUUUGUUUUAUUGUCAGGCCCCAUGCAAGAUAAUGAAAUUUUACUUUGGAAUCUUUAUGUUUAGAGUUCUAAAUUUUCACACCUAUUUGAAGAUGGUGAAUUUUUAAAUGUACAUGUAAUUUCAAAAGAAAAAAACCACAACAACCCUGAAUUUUUGGUAAUGUAUAUUUUUAUUUAGGUAGCUUAAUAUUCCUGUCUUGAGAAAUUGGAGCUGAACGUUUGAGCAGAACAGCACAGCCACUUCAAAUUCUGUUAGGCAGACUAUGUUUCUGUUUUGUGAUAAUAUUUAAAGUUGACAUUGAGCUACAUUCUUUGAUAUGUCCUGGAGUCAGUUUAUAGGUGGAACCUAAACAUCUAAGUGGAAAUCUAGGUUGUUUCAUUUAUUGUUGGUGCGUCAACAAAAUCUCCCUAGAAAGAAAUGAAGGAUGUGCAUCACCCUUGUUUAAAUUAUUCUGAUAGGUGUGAAUAUCUUCUAGAAAAUUGAAAUGUUGGACAAUCCUCAGAUUUUUUUUAAAGUUGCCAACACAACCAAGAAAUUGGGCACAAUUCAGCCAAAUUUAACUAAUUGGGACUGGCUCAUGUGGUUUGUUAUUUUAUUUUUCCCACUCUGUCUUCUUUCCAGAAGCUCCCAAGGGAAUGAACAAUAUAAAACAUCCAGCUACUUUUCAUAUCCUUCCCAACGUACAGGGAUUUUCUGCCAUCACCCAUACCAUUUUUAACAGCACCUUUUUCAUCAGUGAAAAGCUGUUUUUACAGGACAGUUAUGUACACAAUUUAAAGAAGAACCCCAAUUAGGCCUUGUGUGUAAUGUAUAGUACCUUAGUAGAGCACUUUCUGUUUUUCAACGGCUGCUUCUUUACACAGCUCUGGUAAUAUGUACAACUGGGAGCCCUCAUGAUAUCUCCAUUGACUUGCUUCUAUUUCUGUUGAUUGCAUUUCUAAGCAGCUCAGGACUGAAUACAGUAGAGUCUCACUUAUCCAACAUAUGGGCCGGCAGAAUGUUGGAUAAGCGAAUAUGUUGGAUAAUAAGGAGGGAUCAAGGAAAAGCCUAUUAAACAUCAAAUUAGGUUAUGAUUUUACAAAUUAAGCACCAAAACAUCAUGUUAUACAACAAAUUUGACAGAAAAAGUAGUUCAAUGCACAGUAAUGCUAUGUAAUAAUUACUGUAUUUACAAAUUUAGCACCAAAAUAUCACGAUGUAUUGAAAACAUUGACUACAAAAAUGCGUUGGAUAAUCCAGAACGUUGGAUAAGCGAGUGUUGGAUAAGUGAGACUCUACUGUACAUGGAUCUCCCUACCUCAAAUGCAAAUUGAUCUUCAUGACAACCCUAUGAAAUAAUUUAAAGACAAAUGGCCAACUUUUGCUUUGUGGGAUUUGUGUCUUAACUGAGGUUGUACUAUGUUUUUCAGGUUAUAGGCCAAUCCUUUCACUAGUACACCUUGACAUUGCACUUGUUCUCAGUUAAAUCCUGUGCAUUGUCUUCCUCUUACAUAGAUAUUAAACUAUGUGAGAAGCUGUCACAUGAAAAAGGGUAACAUAUUUCUAAUACAACGUAAACUUAGCCUUAGGAUCUGGUGAAAUCAAUGGGACUUCAUUAAACUAAGUCUUUCAUUCUGCAUAGUGGGACUUGUUACAACUGCACUUUGAUAGAUUGUACACACUGUGCUCACUUUCAAAAGCAAAAUGCUAGUUUUUGCAUGCACAUCUUUUUGUUGCUCUGCAUCUGUACAGCUACCCAAUGCACUUUAGUGCCUCCUCUUACUUUUGGAGUUAUGAAAAGUCUUGGAGAUGUUGUGGGAUUUUGUUCUCAUUUUUUAAAAAUAACAUAUCACAUGGGCAGCAUGAAAAAUACUACCAGGAAGAGCUUGUGCAGAUUUUCCAUGCCAAUUGCAGAAUGCUUCCAUCAGCAAUUCAUAAGAGGAGAGCAUUAUUCUAUUUGUUGAAAAAAGAAUAGACUGUGUGUACAGUAGAGUCUCACUUAUCCAAGAUAAACGGGCUGGCAGAACCUUGGAUAAGCGAAAAUCUUGGACAAUAAGGAGGGAUUAAGAAAAAAAGCCUAUUAAACAUAAAAUUACAUUAUGAUUUUACAAAUUUAGCACCAAAACAUCAUGUUUUACAAGAAAUUGACAGAAAAAGCAGUUCAAUACACAAAAAAUGUUAUGUAGUAAUUGCCAUAUUUACAAAUUUAGCACCAAAACAUUGCAGCAUUUACUACAAAAACAAUGACUACUAAAAGGCAGACUGCCUUGGAUAAUACAGAAUUUUGGAUAAGUGAAGCUUGGAUAAGUGAGACUGUACUGUACUUGCAAAUGGAAGGAGACAGAGUUUGAGGGCAUUUAUGAUUUCUUAUUAGAUCACACAAAUGAUGCCUAUAUGUGGAGUUUGUUUCCAAAAUCUACCAAAUUGGAAAAAAAAACAACUAAGGAUAUGAAUUCUUUUGCUACAAAAUGCAAUUUUCCAAGUCCUAUACCAAAGUGAUCUGACGCAUUUUGAUAGUUUUGAUCUGUGCAUAAUAUCCUACUCCUAGUCAACCAUGUGUUGCCACCUAUAACUCAUAUUUCAUUUUUUUUAUUUAGUAACUAUGAAAACAAACUCAACAUGUGUGUAACACAGACAACAAAAAGCUGUCCUCUGGCUUUCCCACUAAAUCGCCAAAUCUGAGUUUUACCUUGUUCAGGUACCACAACUCACAAUAUAUGUACUGUAUAUAUAUACCAGUUGAAGAUCUACUUUGAAAAAGAGCAAAUUAAUAUGUCAUCAUUUUUUCAAAUGGCAAUGCCCAGUGCUUUGAAUGUAUCCUUGCUUCUUUAAAGUACAAGAUACUACUACAGUAGAGUUUCACUUAUCCAACAUAAACUGGCUGGCAGAACGUUGGAUAAGCAAAUAUCUUGGAUAAUAAGGAGAGAUUAAGGAAAAGCCUAUUAAACAUCAAAUUAGGUUAUGAUUUUACAAAUUAAGCACCCAAACAUCAUGUUAUACAACAAAUUUGACAGAAAAAGUAGUUCAAUACGCAGUAAUGCUAUGUAGUAAUUACUGUAUUUACGAAUUUAGCACGAAAAUAUCACGAUAUAUUGAAAACAUUGACUACAAAAAUGCGUUGGAUAAUCCAGAACGUUGGAUAAGCGAGUGUUGGAUAAGUGAGACUCUACUGUACUUGUUGUUUGGGUAAUUCUACCCUUUUUGGAAAAUGCUCAGCCUAGAAACCAAUUACUGAGGAGGAAGCGCCUUGUGUGGAUGAAACAACUGUGUGGCAUGCACAAUCCUUUACAGCCUGGCACUGUGAUAAAAAAAAUAUAUUAGCAUAAUCUGUUUUUAAUUAUAAUUAAUACAGUUACCACUUUCUGAGAAAUGUUUAGCAGAAUUGUAUAUAUCAUAUUGAAAUACAUUUUUGGCUCGUGACUGUAGACUGAAGGAUACAAUCUCAACUUCAGUUUAUUUAUCGGUUUCCAUUGGGAAAUUCACAUCUUCUGCCUGCUCCCAGGGAGGGGACAUGGCCCGGCUGUUCAUUAAUUCAGAUUGCAAAGAGCCAUGUAACUGUAUAAAGCCUUAAGCUUUUUUUAUUAGUUUUGUUCAUGAUUUUGGGUCAUCUACCUGCUGGGUCAACAUCUGCCUCGCAGCCAGGCCCAGAGUUUCUUGGAUGUCAGGAGGGAGCUGAGCUUGCUUCCCAUUAAUUCUCUUGUACUUGACAGCCUUGAGGAUUUCUUUCAGACUUAUCCUGCUGUCUUCUUUUGGCCAUAUGUAGCACAAUACAUGGGAGAGGAAGAUGGGAUGAACUCCUGUGGCUCAGUUAUUGAAGUGCUGUAUUUCCUGCAUUGUUACGGUUUUGGUUUUAUAUCUGUGAACUUACCUCUAUGUGCCAAACGGCUUAUUGUGACUAAAUGGCAAAUAACAGUGAAUGUGUUUUGUACAAGUUUUGCAUGUUAUCUUUUCCUUUUCAUGGUGGCUGUCUAGGUCAUACAGAUAUUGAAGAUGAUCCAGCUGAGUGCAUAACAUACUUGAUGCCUGUUAGUUUUGGAUGCUAUUCAGCAAGUGUGAAACACAGCAUCGCUGCUGGAUACAUUCAUUUUUUCUGCCCGCUCAUGUCUAACACGAAAUUCCUCCACACACAUCAAAAUUAGCUGGAUAGGAAGAAAACCACUGGCAGCACGUUCCUAACCGAUCUGAAGAGCAUAUCUUUAUUGAUUAUUAGAGAUGGGCAGUCUCUAAUGGAAAAGUCUUCUAACUCAUUUCCCCUGAAUGGAAUUUGCUUGAGAUUGUGAAUAUUCGCAAUCCAGAGGGCCUUGCUGUGACCAGGGAUUUUUUCUGACAUUCGCGGUCAUGUAGAGAAUGUGGAAAAAUCUAAGGAGACAGUAAGAUGCCUGGUAAACUAAAAGACUACUGAGACAUACAGGGGAGUCAAUAUUACUGCUCUCCUGCUAUAUCAAUUUAUGCUCUCUCUAAUUUAUUUAUUUAUUUAUUUACAGCAUUUAUAUUCCGCCCUUCUCACUGCGAAGGGGACGCAGGGCGGAUCACAUUGCACACAUAAAGGCAAACAUUCAAUGCCAUGACAAUAGAACAGAGACAGAGACAAGAAGCAGGCACCGGGCUGUCCUCGAACUCAUGACCUCUUGGUCAGAGUGAUUUGUUGAUUUGUGGCAGCUGGCUUGCUUUCCAGCCUGUGCCACAGCUCGGUCUCUAAGGCAGCGGUUCUCAACCUGGGGUCCCCAAAAGCCAUCAACUCCCAGAAAUCCUAACAGCUGGUAUACUGGCUGGGAUUUCUGGGAGUUGUAGGCCAAAAAUAUCUGGGGACCCCAGGUUGAGAACCACUGCUCUGGGGGAAUAUUCAUAAUUGUUUUUUCAGUUCAAUAUAAAAAAAAAUACAUUGUUUGGGAAAAUAUAUAGUUUGAUGCACUCUGUUUUCCUCAGAGUGAAUUCUGUAGUAAACCAGGGGCAUACAACAUUGACUAUGUAAUAUAUAUUUGACCUUACUAUAAGUAUGCAUUAUAGCCAUUGCAUAAAAUUAUUUUUCUUCUUCUAAUGGCCAGGUAUAUAAUCCAUGAGCCAGUGCAGUGUGGUGGUUUGAGCAUUAGACUCAAAUGUUUGAAUUUCCGUUUCACCAUGGAAAGCCACCGGGUGACCAUGGGCAGGCUACACUUUCUCAGCCUCAGAGAAAGGCAAAUGUAUAAAAUGAGAUCUUGAAGGUACGAGGCAAUUAGAAUAACAAAGCACAACUUUGCUAUGAACCUUAAAUGAGUUGCUUUGUUUCAGUUAUGGGUGCAUAUUAGUGUAGAAACUGAGAGGAUGAAACUAGUGUAAAGCCACAUGCAUUCUAUUCCAUUACUGCACUUUUCGAACUAAAUAGUGCCGCUUUUAAACCAUAUUUCAGUAUUCAGCAAUCCAGAUUAAGUAAAUAUCUGAGGAAGGAGCAUAAAAAUGUCAUCAGUCUUUAUGUGGAGAUUCUCUGCGUGAUCAGGACCCUGAUUUUUCAAGUUUCCAAAUAAUGUGACCAGUCUUAUAUGCUGCUCUUGCUGUGGUUCAUACACUGUCCAUCUGAGGGGAAAGGAAGGAGAGGAGACUGGGUCAGUGCCUUUCCCUCCUCAUAUUUUUAACCAUAUAAUUUACAGCCUGCAAAGAGCUCUGAAAAUUAUAUUGAUCCAUCUCUGCCGUUUUAUAGAAUGCAAUAGCAAGGUGGAAGGAAGGUGCUGGACAGUUAAACCAGAAAUUGCAAAGGUUAUCCAGAGCCAGUGGCACAGUGGGUUAAACUGCUGAGCGGCUGAACUUGCUGACCGAAAGGUUGCUGCUUUGAAUCCGGGGAGCGGAGUGAGCUCCUACUAUUAGCCCCAGCUUCUGCCAAUGUAGCAGUUGAAAAACAUGCAAAUGUGAGUAGAUCAAUAGGUACUGCUUCUGUGGGAAGAUAACGGCGCUCCAUGUAGUCAUGCUGGCCACAUAACCUUGGAGGUGCCUACGGACAACGCCGGCUCUUUGGCUUAGAAAUGGAGAUGAGCACCAACCCCCAGAGUCGGACACGACUAGACUUAACAUCAGGGGAAACCUUUACCUUUGCCUAUCCAGAGCUGGCCUGGAAUCCUGACUUUAUAUAUACUCCUCAGGUGGACAUUGUAAGUUCUGAGUCUUUGGGGAAAACUUUGCACUUACUGAUUUAAUAUCUAACACUUUACGCCAUCAUUGGUAUUCUGUUGCCUGCAUUUUCUUUCAGUGGACAAAACUCUCAAUGAAAUCUAUCUGGGUUCAUGAAAACACAUAUAUAGUGGUUGAUGUACUUUUUACCAGAAAUUGGAUAAUGCAUAAAUAAUGACAAAGGGGGUGCACCUCCAAAACCCUGGGUUUUGUCAUGAAACCAACCCAUUCCUGUUCUUAUUUUGCUGUUUUACCUGGUGCAAGAGCUGUUCAGAAUCGAAACCAUUCAUAUGUGGAGCACUGUUAUUAAUCCACAUAUGGAAUACAACACUUAUAGGAAUUAUGGAGUUUAUGUUGAGUGAUAAAAAAACUCUAUCAACACUGACCAUUAAAAACACACACACUUGUGAUUUUAAAAAAAUCUUAAAUAAUACCUACUGUUGUAAGAUUUUACUUGCCUUACACCCUUUCUGCAUUUUAUACCUUGUGAUGUAUGAAAAAAACGUAAGAUUCAUCAGGAACUCUGUGGUCCAGAAUGCUCUUAGUAAAUGAUACAUAUUUACUGUGGAUGGGUAGAUUUCUAAUAGUUUUUUCACUCAAUUGUUCUUUGUAAUGGGAAUAAUGGGAAUAAUUGAAAAGAAUGAUUCAAAAUUGAUGCAGACUCUAAUAAUUACUGUUUUAUGUAAUCAGAAAACAAUAAUAAUUUCAGCCAACAAUUUUCAGGGCAAAUGCACAAACUAACCUAAUAUUGGUCCUAUACAAAACUGUUUUUACUGACUCAUAUUCUGAGCAGGACAGUCACGGGCAUCAGUCCCUACAGAAUUCAAAUUUUAGAGGUUGUUGCCAAUUUCUGUUCCUUUAGUAUUUUUUUCUUCCUCCUUCCUGUCCAAGAAACCUAUGAGACAAGAAUGUUAACAACACAUACACAGAAAUGCUAAUUGCCAAUUUACUGUCCAAGUGUUGAUUCAAUUUCUUUUAUCUGCAACCUCACACAAACCAAAAUGUAGGCAAUGAAAAUCUUAACCUGAUCCUUAUGGUGUAAUCUUUAUUUUAACUAUAUCCUUCUGUAUUUAUGUUUUCCGUAUUUAUGAUGAAUGACAUGUAAUUUGAUGUAUUUAUUGUGGCUUAUUUCUGCGAUGUAUAUAUUAAAAAUAAGCAUUUAUAAGUCUUAAAAUUAGGUUAUUUUUUUUCUUAGUGGCACUCGUAUUAUGCUGUAUUUUUACUAUAUAUUGUACAAUAUAUAUUUAUUGUCCAUUUGUUUGCAACAAAGUAAAUCAGGUUUCUACGUUA